Molecule: messenger RNA, 1191 nt
Organism: Lolium rigidum
Lineage: Eukaryota; Viridiplantae; Streptophyta; Magnoliopsida; Poales; Poaceae
Exons: 4
Coding region: 1-1191 (396 amino acids)
Molecular function (GO): protein binding
Source: RefSeq, a predicted model, not a curated record
AUGGAGGAGGGCGCCGGAAUGCCCCGCCGCCGUAGCCCGCCCCUGCAUCCCCAGAUCCAAGCGAGAGACGAGGGAGCUGGAGUGGACCGCCGCCGCAACCCCCGCCUCCAUCCUCAAAUCCAGGCGAGUGAGGAGGGCGGCGGAAUAGCCCACCGCAGCAGCCCGCGUCUUCAUCCCCAAAUCCACGCGAGCGAGGAUGGCGCCCGAUCGACCCGCACCUCGCCGGUGGAGUCUGCAUCCCUGCCGGACGACGACGAUAUGCUGCGGGAGAUCCUCCGCCGUCUUCCCCCGCAGCCGUCCUCCCUACCCCGCGCCUCCGCGGUCUGCAAGCGUUGGCGGGGACUCGUCACCGACCCCAAGUUCCACCGCCAGUUCCGCGAUCACCACGGGAAGCCCCCACUUCUCGGCCUAUUCGAGUCGAGCAACAAGGGGAUCGUGUUCAAACCCACCCUGGACGCUCCUGACUGCAUCCCUUCCCAGCGAUUCCACCUUGGACGCUACAGCAGGAUGAGGUUGUUGUGUGCAACCCCAUUACCGGCCACCAGCGCUGCUUGGCUGGGCCACCAGCGCUGCUUGGCUGUUCCGUCGGAGUUAAGGAUGGGCCACCUCGGAGGGGCGGUGCUCUGCGCUGUGGGUGACCAUGGCCACGUCCACGGCGGCUGCCACCGGAACCCCUUCAAGGUGGUGUUGGUGUCCACGGCUAGAAGUGAUAAUCAACCCCUCGCUUGUGUUUUCUCUUCGGAGACUGCCAUAUGGGGCAAUGCCAUCUCAGCAGAGGCUCCACGUCAGUUUAUUGAUACCGGUGUUCCUCCGACACUUAUCGAUGAUUUUCGAAACCGCCGGAUCAUCCAGGCUGAGGAUGGCGCUAUUGGCUUUGCCAUAUUGUCUUAUCCUAGCUUCCAAAUGUGGCAGAGGAAUGUCAAUGGUCAUGGUGUUGCCACAUGGCUGCCUUCGAAGACCAUUGACAUGCAUGCAGUUCUAGGACUCCCUUCUCUAGUGUCGGGAUGGCUGCUGGGGUAUGAUGAGGAUACUGAUGAAUUUUUUGUAUAUGUGGGGACCAAUGUCUAUGGGGUUCAACUUAAGUUGAUGCAGUCCAGGAAACUUCAUGAAUCCAGUUGUCUCAGUCCCCGCUAUCCUUUCAAGAGUUUCUAUACACCAGGUGACGAAGCUGACAUGUUGCACGAUCCAUAG